CGCGACGACUGAGCGACGAACAUGACGACGGCGCAGGUGGCGCUGAUAUGGCUGCUGUUUGCUACUGCAGCCUUCGCAGAGCCAGAGAAGCCUCCACAACCAGUAACGUUCCUGCGUCCUCCCUCGCAAGCGACAGAACCUCGUUCUGUUGUGCAGAGGGUAGCUCGAUGGUUCUUUUCCUCGGGUGAUGAUGCAGCUGGGCACCAUGAGGACUACGGUCGACCGCCGCCACCGUCAUCACCGCCUCAUCCAUCCGGCUCCCAUGGACGACAUGGCUCACUCAAGUCCAACUAUGGCCCACCCAGAUUCAAAUACGGUCCUCCAAAGCCACCUACCACUCAUUACAGUCCUCCAAAGACAUCGAACCAACAUGAAUUCCCCAGCGGCCCACCACCUGGCUUUUUCAUCUCUCGUCCUGAAGGAAAACCGUCAAAGCGUCCUGAUCUUGGAGGCAGUCACUAUUUGCGAUCGCCAAAGCCCCCAGCAAAUCAGUAUGGACCUCCCAAAACCCCUUCCUCUAGUUACGGCCCACCUAAACCUACAAGUAAUUAUGGUCCUCCCACCAAUGCACACGGUGGACCAUCUGUUUCUUCCCCGGCCAGCUAUUUAUCGCUGAAACCUCCCAGUAUAUCUGGACCUCCAUUAACUCCUCCAUCGAUUCAUUAUGGCUCACCAAAGCCUUCUGGUAGCAGUGGCCAAUCUUCAAUAUUUCAUGGGCCCCUCCGGCCAUCAAGACCACCAUCACCAACAUAUGGAUCUCCAGGACUACUUACAUCUCACAGGCCUCCAUCGCCAGGGUAUGGUCCACCCCGAUCUCCAGGAAUUGUCAGUCAUCCUAAACCACCAAAAAAGGACUGCAAUCCAUGCAACAGGGUUCCUUGGGUUCCGAUGUCUGUAGGAGGAGUAUCAGAUCUGCCUCCAUCUUCUUCUGCAUCAUCAGGUGGGCUUUAUUUGCCGUCACCAUCAAGCUCAUAUGUACCACCUCCACCUCUGAACAUUCCUGAUGCCUCUGCUUACAAUUCAGGAAACGCAGCUGUUGGCAUAGAGGGACACAUUGGAAGUGGAUCUAAUGGACAAAGUGGGCACAUUCACACUUCACAUACCAAUUCAAACGGAUCUCCUGGCAACUAUGGUCCUCCGCCUAUUCCACCCUUAUUACAGAUUCCAAACAUACAAUACGGUGCAUCAGAAUCUACAGCUUCUGCAUCGACAGUAGGAAGCAUCCAGCAAGGUCCAGCUUACUUACCUACUAUAUCGUCGUCUCAGUCACAUCAACAGACUGCUGCACCAACGCAAAAUGGAAUUUACGGGGGUUCAACAGAAGGAGGCCAAUCUCUGGACGUUGUGAAGUCUGUAACAUUGCUUUCCGAAUCUUAUCCUCCUACCAUCAACACUCCAGGGCAGAACAGUCAACUGUACCAGUCUCCUGUACACCUUAUACCAGCAAGUAAUCCUAACUGGCCGUCUCCACCUACAGCUCACUCACCAAUAUCAGAGGCAGGAAAUAAUGCAUUUACUGACCAGCAUACAUUAGAAUCUGAAUUUACUCAGCAUACCAAAACCAAAGGGCAUGGAGGAAAUGAACUAGAAGUUAUAAAGAGCGUGCCACUGGCAGAUUUUGUGUCCUCAAUCGAGUACCCAAUAGAAGUCAUACAGUCUCCAUCUUAUGUAGAUGUAUCCCCAGAUGCACCAGUUGACAAUGAUGGAAAUAGCAUCCAUUCUGCAGAACAGAAAGUUAGGGAAAAUCCUGAGUAUCUUCCGAAGAAUGAAGAAAUAGUAAUUGGUAGACCGGUUCUGAAGGGCGAACUAAAUAUAAAACAGGUUGCACAGAGCACGAGCAAUGAAGGAUAUAAAAAUCAUAAUGGUGAUGAUUCUGGAAAUCUGAGUAACAAUGUUAAUCAGCAAGGAGAAAAUGAUCAGAGCGAUCAGAAGCAAAGUGGGUCUAUAAAGCAACCCAUCAACGUAAACUCAGUUGUUAAGGACCAAACAGAAGGAAGUGACCUAAAAUCGGAAGGGAAUAAUUUUUAUCUCGGGACCACACACCAGAGCCCUCAGUCAUUCUCCUUACCAUCUAGCCAUUAUUCAAAUGAGAACUCGUUUAACGCAGGAAACAAGAACAUCACAUUCCCACAAGAUGUGCAAAGCCAAACAAAGGAUAAUAAGUCUGGGUUUGGUGUGAGUACCCAACAGCACAGUACUUCCAUAGACAAUGUAUAUGGUCAGGACCAUAGCCAGAUCAACGACCAGCCUCUUCUUGAGCAAACAUCUGGACUAGAUUUUCAACAACAAUCCAACGUGCUUCUACAACCGCCGCGUCAGCAGAGUGGAAACAAUUAUUAUUUGGUUCCACAGGGCCAGAAUGUGUUACCAUCACAGAAAACACCAUCUUUGCUCCAAAGUGGCUUCGUGAAGCCGCCAGAAGGCCAGAGAGUCAUUGUCGAUAUACAGCCAUCGGUGCAAACGUCUGCUCAAGGAGCAUCACUCAUUUAUCAGAUCAACAAUCUGAAGGCUCCACCACCAACAGCUCCAUUUCCCAAUGGAUUUCCCAACCGUCCGACACAGACGGCAGUAUUUGUGUCCUUCCAGAAUGGGUUACAAGGCGCUACUGCUCCUCAGAGCGUCCCACCAGCUGUCCCUCCUCCUGGCCCAGGGCCAGUACACGAUUCCUUCGUGAGACCACCUAAUUCCUUUCGAAAUCCACUCAUUGCGUUCCAGAGUCUCUACAAACCUGACAUUCCCGCUCAAUUUCUGAACCCUCCAGGCAUCAAUCCACCACCUAUCUGGUCACAGUCGGCUGAAGAUUACAGUGCUCCAUGGGCAAACGCUGGAGGUCCUCCACCUUUCAAAUACCUCCCUGACAGUAGUGCUGUAGCUUCGUUCUCCAGUCCUGGGCUAUAUCCACCCCCACCAGUACCACUGCCGCAGCAGGAACCUACCCAACAGACCCCUCAACAGGGGCACAAAAGGCCAAAGAAGAUUCAAGUAAUAGUUCCAUACACAUCGACCAAAGACCUUGCUCAAUUCCCCUCUGCAGGCAGUCAGAAUGCAGCGGGCCUGAAUGCUGGUCCGUGGACACCCGUACCGCAAACUAACCAAGGUGUGGCCGUAUCAGAACAGCAGCCUGUCCCACAAGUCAACUGUAGUGAUCCACAGAAACCUUGGCAAGGCUACAUUUUCUGCUACCCAUCUCAGUUUUACAUUUCGCAGCCUUCAGAUAAUUCACAGGAUUACCAACAGCAUCAGGAAUCCAGACCAGCGACGCAGAAAGCCACCAUUCAGAACCACCCACAACUGAAAAAUCACCAGACAGUCUCAAAGACAGGAGAAAUUCAACACAUUUUCGCAUCUAACAUUCGUGAGCUACUGCGCGGUGAAGAGGAGGUGAAGAACGUAACUGAGGACACUCUUCUGCGGCUCCAGAAGAACAUUGACGAAUGGACGGCACUGGCCUACUCCAAACACAACAGAGCAGAGGAACGCAAGACGACGACACCAAAACCACCAGUCAGUGCCCUCCGACACCGCUUAGUUUCGUCCAAGCAGAUCCCAGAAGAGUACCUGACGACUACACCACUGCCGUACGAUGAUAUCAACCAGAAUGUGGAACCUUUCGCACCGACUGCCGUCCCUGCCCUGAAGCCGAGCACUGCUUCCAGUUCGCCCCCAAUUUCUAGUCGUUUCUUCGACCACGAAGCUGCGGGUAGCCACAGCCACGCAGUUACAGCCAACGCGUACGACAGACCAUCGCAGAAGGAGACGAACGGGGUCAGCGAACCUGUGGACCACAAAUGGAAGUUUUUUGAGAAUAACCUCGUACUCCCAGAAGCCGUGACUGUGUUAACUACAACGGUCGCAUCGACUGCAGCCACUGUCACGCCCGCAGAAGAACAGGUCACCACGGAACCUGCAGAAGAGCGACAGAAAACUGAUACAGAGCCGGAAGUGCCGACUACGCCACCGCCAACGACGCAAGCGCCGUGGACCAACCUGCAGGUGUCAAUCUCGCCAAUCACAAAGGAGAGGGUGUACGUGGUGACACCGCUCUCGUCUUGGGAACAGCAGCAACUGGAAGGGACGACUACGCCGACAGCGCAGCGGAGGUACACCCCGGGGGAGUCGUACCGUGAGGGCAAGUCGCAAGAAUUCGACUUCCACUCGCCGCGGUUCGUCGUGAGGCCUACGCCGGCGACCACGCUGCCACUGCAGACGCUUUUCUCGGCGGCAGACGGCGACGCCCGAGCAGAUGACCGCAGCAGUACCGUCCACGAGGACGCCAACAGCACGGCCAGCGCCGGCAACACCCUGUUCGACGACUUCGUGUCGUUAUUCAGCACAGGUAAUAUAGCAGCAAGUAAUCAUCACUUCCCUUUAUUUUGUUUUAUUGAAGUUAAUUUCUUUAUCUGCUACUUCACCUGA
Schistocerca piceifrons (Central American locust) is the source of this 4416-nucleotide messenger RNA. RefSeq lists its product as uncharacterized. Lineage: Eukaryota; Metazoa; Arthropoda; Insecta; Orthoptera; Acrididae. The transcript has 2 exons. The record is from RefSeq and is a predicted model, not a curated record. The coding region runs from base 22 to 4416 and encodes 1464 amino acids.